Molecule: messenger RNA, 3084 nt
Organism: Plectropomus leopardus (leopard coralgrouper)
Lineage: Eukaryota; Metazoa; Chordata; Actinopteri; Perciformes; Serranidae
Source: RefSeq, a predicted model, not a curated record
GGUUUUCCAACAAAUAGAUGCUGCAAACCACAACACCUGUGACCGCCAAUGGGAGGGUUGAGUCCCCUCAGCCUUUCAGCCUCCCUGACAUCCACAGCGAGAAGUGAUGCAGCGCGACUGAGACGCGCAGUUGAGGUGGAACAACGGGCAACAAAAAAGCUGCAGUGAACGGAUACACACGGCUCCCGACGUGCGCCGAGGAACAAAAACCCUGCUAGAAUAAACUUCAUUAUAAGGUGCUGUUUGCUGCCCCAUGUGAGUCAGAGGAGCCUUUCCUGCUUCAGUAGAUUACAGCAUGUGGACUGAUCCGAUACUCUGACCAAAAACCACCGGACACAGACCGCUGAGGGGGGGGAGAAGCCUGAAGGUUGUGGUGGUGGUGGUGUGGCCAUGGAUAGAAGGAGAGUUUGCAUGUUUAUGUUGCUGUGGGCCAUGGCUCACCUCAGCUCUCCAGGAAACGGGCUCAGGGCCCUGCGGAGGACUACAGGGGGGCGGAAGGGGUCCACGGGGCUGACGGGAGAGGACGCCAAUGGCGUGCCGCUCAGACGCUCCAAACGAGGUUGGAUGUGGAACCAGUUCUUUUUGUUGGAGGAGUACACCGGGACAGACAUGCAGUAUGUCGGAAAGCUUCACUCAGAUUCGGAUCGAGGAGAUGGAAGCGUGAGGUACGUCCUCACGGGGGAGGGAGCGGGGACUCUCUUCAAGAUAGACGAGAAGUCGGGGGACAUCCACGCCACCAAGAGGCUGGACCGGGAGGAGAAGGCCUACUACAUUCUCCACGCCAAGGCCGUCAACCGCUUCACCAACGAGGCGCUGGAGGGUCAGUCCGAGUUCAUCAUCAAGAUCCACGACAUCAACGACAACGAGCCUCGAUUCACCAAGGACCCUUACAUGGCCAGAGUCCCUGAGAUGUCUGACAUCGGCACCUCGGUUAUUCAGGUGACAGCCACAGACGCAGACGACGCCACGUACGGGAACAGCGCCAAGGUGGUGUACAGCAUCCUGGAGGGGCAGCCGUACUUCUCUGUGGACCCAGAAACCGGCCUCAUCAAGACCGCCCUGCCCGGCAUGGACCGAGAAGUGAAAGAAAACUACCAGGUUGUGAUCCAGGCUAAAGACAUGGCCGGGCAGAUGGGCGGGCUCUCCGGCACCACGACCGUCAGCAUCACCCUCUCGGACGUGAACGACAACCCGCCACGCUUCACCAAGACCCUGUACGAGUUCAGAGUGCCCGAGUCCAACGAGCUCGGGUCUGUGGUGGGAGUGAUCCGGGCCAUGGACGCUGACAUCGGCGAGAACGCUGAGAUGGACUACAGGAUCAUCGGAAGUGACGGUCCCGGCAUGUUUGAUGUCGCCACCAACAGGAGCACGCAGGAAGGCGUCAUUGUGCUGAGGAAGCCUCUGGACUUUGAGCGUAAGCGUCAGUACAGUCUGCGUAUUCAGGUGGAGAACUCCCACAUCAACCCUCGCUUCUUCUCCGUGGGCCCCUUCAGGGAUGAGGCCACCGUCAAGAUCAUCGUGGAGGACGUGGACGAGCCGCCCGUGUUCGAGCGCUCCAGCUACGUCAUGGAGGUCAAAGAGGACGCAGCCAUAAACACUGUCAUUGGAUCCGUCAGCGCGUCUGAUCCUGACGACAAAAACAGUCUUGUCAGGUAUUCCAUCGAGAAAAGCAGCGACCCCGAGAAGUUCUUCUACAUCGAAAUCACAACCGGGUCACUGAUGACGGUACGCUCGCUGGACCGAGAGGAGAUCGGCUGGCACAACAUCACCAUCCUCGCCAUGGAGAUGAAUAACCCCACACAGAUCUCCAGUGUGUCGGUGGCUGUGAGGGUCCUGGAUGUCAACGAUAAUGCCCCCUCACUGACGCACUACCUGGAGGCUUAUGUGUGUGAAAACGCCAAAGCAGGACAGCUGAUCCAGACGGUGACGGCGGUGGAUCCAGAUGAGCCACUGGGUGGACAACAUUUCUACUACAGUUUGGCUCCAGAGGCCGCCAACAACCCCAACUUCACCCUGAGAGACAACCAAGACAACACAGCGUGGAUCCUGACGCGACGAGGAGGCUGGUCUCAGCAGGACCAGACAGUCUUCUACUUACCCAUCUUCAUCUCUGACGGCGAGCAGCCGGUCCAGACCAGCACCAGCACGCUGACAAUCCGCGUGUGCAGCUGCGACCACGAGGGCAAUGUCAUGUCGUGCAAUGCAGAGGCGUACAGCCUGCCCGCGAGCCUCAGCAGAGGGGCGCUCAUCGCCAUCCUGGCCUGCAUCUUCGUCCUGCUGGUGAUGAUCCUGCUCAUGCUCUCCCUGCGAACCCAUCGGAAGAAACCCUAUCUGUGCGACGAGGAAGAGAACGUCCACGAGAAUAUCGUGCGGUAUGAUGACGAAGGUGGCGGCGAGGAGGACACCGAGGCCUUCGACAUCGCCGCCAUGUGGAACCCACGUGAGGCGCACCACCAUCUGGGCAAAAUGAGACAGGACAUGCUGCCAGAGAUCGAGAGCCUGUCGCGUUAUGUCCCUCAGGCGUGCGUCAUGGGCGGCGGCGGGGACAGCAACGUUCACGGAUACGUGCUGGCGAAGCUCCUGGAGGCCGACAUGGACCCGUGUGCCCCGCCUUACGACUCCCUGCAGACCUACGCCUACGAGGGAGAAGGCUCGAUCGCUGAGUCGCUCAGCUCGCUCCAGUCGGGGACGUCCAAUACGGACCACGAGUACGACUAUCUGAACGACUGGGGGCCUCGCUUUAAAAAACUGGCGGAGAUGUACGGCGUGCUGGAGACAAACACUCCUCCGAUGUGGUAGAACAGCAGAACCUUUGCCUUUUUAAUCUGACAAAAAUGGCCAACAAAAGAGACAAAAACAUCAAACAGACAAAAAUGUGUGCACAAUAAAGCCGGGAUGUGCUCACGCCUGCAUCCAUGACUGUUAGCACUUGAAUUCCUGCCGAAGCCUCGAUUCUCCGCAGCCUUGAAGGCCUGAGACGCCCGCAGCAGCAGCAGUGUGAGCUGGUUUUAAAUCUGCCCCCCAGAGACUGAGGCUGGAUUGGCAGCCAUGCAAGACCCGCAAAGGAACGGCUUCAAAGCACAU